AUGGCUGCUACCGGAACGUUCCGUAUGGUGUCCGAGGAGGAACGGGCCUUACGUACUAAGCUCGAGUAUCUGACUGUUAAGGACCACGGGCCGGUGUACGGACCCUGCGUCAAACUGCCAGAUCACACCGCACAGAAGGCUAAAGAUGAAUUAAGUGAAACAGCAGAGAAAAGAAUGUCAUCUAUAAAGGAACUGAGGGCCUUGAUCAAAGAAAAGGCGAGCGGGGACGAUCUCUACAAAGCUGUGGAGGAACGUUUUGAGGGAAAACCCGAUUCACUCCUGCUGAGAUUCAUACGUGCCCGCAAGUUUGAUGUGACAAGAGCACACGAGCUCAUGAGAGGUUAUGUGCGUUUCAGGCGAGAUUACCCUGAGUUGUUUGAGAAUUUAACCCCAGAAGCCGUACGCAGCACUAUUGAAGCUGGUUACCCCCGAAUCCUCUCCACAAGAGACAAAUAUGGCCGAGUGGUCCUGCUCUUCAAUAUCGACAACUGGGAUUUAGAAGAGGUCACAUUUGACGAAUGUCUGCGAGCGUACUGCGUGAUCCUUGAAAAGCUUUUGGAAAACGAAGAGACUCAAAUCAACGGUUUUGUCCUCGUUGAGAAUUUCAAGGGCUUCACUAUGCAGCACGCGUCAGGCAUCAAACACACUGAGCUUAAAAAGAUGGUGGACAUGUUACAGGACUCAUUUCCAGCUCGAUUUAAGGCAGUGCACGUGAUCCAUCAGCCCUGGUACUUCACAACCACAUAUAAUGUAGUGAAGCCUUUCAUGAAGGGCAAACUGCUGGAGAGGGUUUUUGUACAUGGAGACGAGCUUGACGGCUACCUCAAAGACUUUGGUGCUGAAAUUCUUCCCUCAGAUUUUGAUGGGACGGGUCCCAUAUGUGAUGGAAAGGAGACAGCCAUCAAACUUUUUGGAUCUGAAGACACGGCUCUUUAA
This is a messenger RNA of Triplophysa dalaica, 936 nucleotides long. It is a transcript of the gene rlbp1a, whose product is annotated as retinaldehyde binding protein 1a. Bases 1 to 936 code for a protein of 311 amino acids. The record is from RefSeq and is a predicted model, not a curated record. NCBI's taxonomy places the organism in Eukaryota, Metazoa, Chordata, Actinopteri, Cypriniformes, Nemacheilidae. Gene Ontology annotation, molecular function: phosphatidylinositol bisphosphate binding. Gene Ontology annotation, cellular component: membrane. The transcript is spliced from 7 exons.